AUGGAUCAGAAUUUGAAAGAGAGUGCUCUUCUCGCAUGGUCAGGAGACGCUCUGAUCGUUUUUUCGUGUAAUAUGUUAAUCUACUUAAUGCUACUCAUGUACAGAUUUGGUGAGACUCCCAUUUAUAAAGAAGAAACCUUGACCAGAGAGUUGUUUAACAAGUUAUGUAUUAAGCUCCAAGAAAAGACGGGAAUCGAAGUAUUCGUUGAAAAGAAAAAGCAAAACGAGCAAGUUGACAGAGAUGAAUUGCUAGAAUACUGUGAGGUUCUUUAUAUUUUUGCGGCAACUCGUGAUCCGCAAACAUACAUUUCUCCUAUUCUCCAACUUUCUGAAUCAUACCAGUCAGUAUUAAUGAAAAUAUACGAGGAAUUUUCAGGUGGAACGGAUAAACCUGACAAUGCUAUGAUCAAGGAACUCCAAUCUCUGGAAGAUGAGAAUACCCAAAUAAAGGAACAAUUAGCACUAUUGAAGAAGGACUAUGAAUUAUCCCAACAGCAACUCGAACAGAAAACGCAUGAUUAUGAAAAUCGUUUAUUAGAGGAAGGUUCUCGCAACGAUGAAUUAAUCCAACAAAUCCAAGAAAUGCAGAAAGAGAUCGCAAAGAUGAAACAGUCGCUAGCAUCCUCUGACUCAAUACGAGAGGAUUACGAAAAGCAGCAAGUUCAAUUACAAAUGCUUCGUCAAGAGAAUGAAGCGCUGAGCCAUCAACAAGAGCAAGGAAUAAAGACUUCGAUGCAAUUAGAAAAGUAUAAAGCCAAAGCCAAAGAACUACAAGAACAGUGCAAAGAUGUUGAUCAACUAAAAAAUGAACUUGCACGCUUAAGAAAAACAGAAUUAGACUUUGUUCAAAUGCAAAUCGACAUGCAGAAUCUGCAGGGUCAGCUUGAUACUGAAAAGAGGGCAAACGAAACACUCGCAGCCAAAUAUUCGCAGAUUGUGAAUGAGAAUGAGACUCUCCGUGCUGCUAAGAUAGGAAGCGAAGCAGAAGCAUCUCGGUUACGCCAGGUUUUGAAAGAGAGCAUGAUCGAAAUGAACGAAUCUUCCUUGAAGCGCACAAAAGAACCCCGAACUGUUUUCGAUUUGAAUGAAGAGCGAGAUAAACUGGAGGAACGUGUACAUGCCUUGGAGCAUGACAAGCAAAAUCAACAAACCAAAACGGAAGUCGCGGUCUUGAGCCAACAGAUGGAGGCGUUGGAAAAGUCCGAGAAAAACUGGAGAUCGUUCAGCAAAAUGAUGGUCUUAAAGAAAGGAUCAGACAGCUUGAGACGUUUUUUAUUUCAUAUUAUGUGUUUGAAUUACAGUGAAUAUCAACAUAUUCAAGAGGACUUCGAUAAGGAGCGUCAAGCUCGCUUGGAUCUGACUCAGGUACUCCAAGCUGAGAGUGCUCGUUUACGUGAGUCGAUAAAUCACUUGAAAGAAGAGCGGGAAAAGGAUGCUCUCGAAAAGGAACGACUACUAAAGGAAAAGGAGGAAGAGUUUUAUACGGAAAAAACAAAUUGGGAAAAGAAGCAAGCGGAGUUCAAGCUUCAAAUGGAUGAACGCAUCUCAACUCUUUCUUCACAACUGGAGCAUCUUCAACAAGAGUUGGAUAGCAAGCAGCAAACUCUUUCUAAACAAAAUUCAUUGAUUGAAUACGGAAAAACUCAGCUGCGCAGUCUCCAACAAAAGGUGGAAGAGGCCACCAAUGCAGCAGCAACAGCACAAAAGGAACGAGAAGUCUUGUCUACUAAAAAUAAGCAAUUGAAUCGCGAAGUAUUUCUUCUGCGUCAUGAAAAGAAACAGCCAGAGCCAAGCUCGUUAAGUCAGAAUGAAGAAUAUAUUAUGCUGCUCAAAGAAAAUGAAAACUUGUUGCGUCGUUUGAAAUCCUAUGAAAGCGGUCAAAAUGAAUCGACUCGAUGUGUGGAUGUUCUAAACGAUCGUGGCCAUAUAGCUCGUUCGCUAGAUAACAGGUUAAAAGCCCUCGAGAAUGAGAACAGCGAGCUAAGCAUGGUAAAGAGUCAACUUCUUCAAAACAAGCAUAUUCUUGAACAACAGCUAAAUGAAGUGAUGGAAGAAUGCUCAAAGCUGAGAGAAAAGUCUACACAGUUUGAACUUCAGUUGAGAGUAAAGGGAUCUGGAGUGAUGAUCAUGGCUUAG
This is a messenger RNA of Blastocystis hominis, 2136 nucleotides long. RefSeq lists its product as hypothetical. The transcript is spliced from 14 exons. Bases 1 to 2136 code for a protein of 711 amino acids. NCBI's taxonomy places the organism in Eukaryota, Bigyra, Opalinata, Blastocystidae. The record is from RefSeq and is a predicted model, not a curated record.